Drosophila hydei is the source of this 996-nucleotide messenger RNA. RefSeq lists its product as uncharacterized. The record is from RefSeq and is a predicted model, not a curated record. Lineage: Eukaryota; Metazoa; Arthropoda; Insecta; Diptera; Drosophilidae. The coding region runs from base 129 to 473 and encodes 114 amino acids. The transcript is spliced from 3 exons.
AGUUAGAGCAUCGCUCAUCUCUAUCGUCGAACAGCUGAUUGCUGUUUUUCUUCUAUUUUAUAAUUUUGAGUAUCGUGUUGGUAAACUGAAGAUAAAAAAUUUUAUAUAAGAAACGUAAAACCUAAAACAUGGCGUUAUUUCAAAUGAAAUGGCUCCGUCGCUUUGUGCGCCGGCACACAAAUCCGAUACCAGAGCAACGUGCCGAUAUGUGGAAGCGGCGCUUGAGCAUUGGCUAUGCAAUCCUAGCCUGGCAGGCGUUCGGAAUGGUAUGCUAUAUGGUCUACACUGGCCGCAACGAUUGGGCACAAUAUUAUGGCUACAAAUCGGAGGAGGAUAUGGCCCUAUCACCGUCUCAACAAUUUGCUAAACAUAUUCGAGUGGAAGGCACCGGCAAAAUUAUACGUUUUUCAGGAUUUUCUAAAGUUGAUGAAAUACCAUUCGACUCAAAAGCCGUUGAGCAUGUGAAGGACUGAACUGAGCAGAUAACUUAAUUGGUAAUUUACCUAAUAUGUUUUUUUUCUGUUUAUUGUUGCAAAAUAAAUUUGAAAAAAAUUGUCUAAAUAUGAACUAUAUUGGUAUUUUUACGUAAAUUAAAAGCGGUCACACUGACAGCGAACAGAAACAGACGCCGCUGCAGCAAACAAACAACCAAAGACAAUGCUGCUACCACGCGAGCAGCAAUAAACAUACAAAUUAUAGGAACAAUAAUCUUUAAAUAAAAGAGAGAGAGUGUGAAACAACGUGGUCGUCUAACGGCAUUUAAGUGUAUUGGCAAAGCUACUAAAGAAAACUCAUACGUGCACACACAAAACACACAUACACAUAUGUAUAUACAUUGUACAUAUGUGUAUGUUAAAUGUACCGUUGAUUGAUUAUUACUGUUGAUUGCAGCUGCCUCUUGCAUUGCAUCUCUUGCGGAGGACAAGGAACCUCGAGUUCUGCCUCCUCCAACAACUCAUCGCACAAGCAACAGCAGCAGAAUUCGAACAACAAUCG